AUGGGCCAGAGGCCGACAAUAAAGCUGGGAUGGGUUGACGAGAGAAGGCCAAGGGCCGUUGGCCGCAGUGUCUGGCAUACCACAGCAUUCUGGAUAUGGUUAUCACUGGGGAUGUUUUGGUUGGCGACCUAUGAAUACUUUUCAUAUGCCUCUGCUCGGGAUCCCACGUCUUAUUUCUUUGACAAAGCACAAGGAUACCAGCGAAUGUAUUCGAAACAGCGGGAAAAGCAAGCUUAUGCAUACAUUGAGAGCGUCAACCAUACCGGUAUACCUCCUCCGUCCUCUUCCGAAACUCCAUCAAUGUGCCUCGGGGUUGCCACUAUUGCACGCCCGUCAACGGAGCAAUACGUUAGGGGCACGGUUGGAUCAUUAUUGGAAGGCCUCUCGGAUUCAGAGCGCGCCGAGAUAUACCUGAUCAUCUUCAUCGCGCACACGGAUCCAGCAGUUCACCCGAUAUACAAUGAGCCAUGGGCAAGAGCCGUCGCCAACAAGGUGCUUACCUACGAGGUUUCCGAGGCAGACCUUGCUCAGCUACACCUUUUUGAAGAUGAGCAUCUUCCUCGCAACAAGUCAAUGUACGACUAUGGGUACCUCCUCAGUAGUUGCUCAGAUACUCAAGCAAGAUGGAUCGCUAUCGUUGAGGACGACAACAUUGCAAGAGCAGGGUGGUAUAGAACAGCUAGGUCAUCGUUACAAGAGAUCCAAGGGCAGAUGAGUGCCGCAAAAUGGCUUUACCUGAGAAUGUUUUUCACCGAAACCCUUCUGGGUUGGAACAGUGAGGAGUGGCCUCGGUAUCUCGGAUGGUCCCUCUUGCUGUUCAUAAGCCUGCUAUAUGUGCUGGUUGGUUUACGUUCUCGCUCGGUCGUACUAAGGUGGCAUCUCUCGAACUCAGAGAUCGUCGCAACCUGUGGCACCUUUCUGCCAGCAUUCAUCGGCCUUUACUUUAUGGCUGGGCGUGUGACCGUACAACCUCAGCCGCCCGGCGUGGGCCUAAUGCCACGCUUCGGUUGCUGUUCGCAAGGGCUCAUAUUCCCGGUGGAGGUUGUACCGAGCCUGAUUGAGAGAAUUCGACAAGCUAUGCACGAAGAUUACUAUAUUGAUAUGCUUUUCGAGCGCUUUGCAGAUACCAAUCACUUAGCUCGCUUUGCUCAAUUUCCAAGCCUCCUACAACAUGUUGGUUCGAAAAGCUCGAAGGGAUUCGGCUUUGAUACGAGUGCUGCGACCUUGUGGAAUUUCGGCUUUGAGACCAUCCAGCCGCGAUGA
Messenger RNA from Bacidia gigantensis, 1263 nucleotides. RefSeq lists its product as uncharacterized. The transcript has a single exon. Gene Ontology annotation, molecular function: glycosyltransferase activity. The record is from RefSeq and is a predicted model, not a curated record. NCBI's taxonomy places the organism in Eukaryota, Fungi, Ascomycota, Lecanoromycetes, Lecanorales, Ramalinaceae. The coding region runs from base 1 to 1263 and encodes 420 amino acids. Gene Ontology annotation, biological process: GPI anchor biosynthetic process. Gene Ontology annotation, cellular component: Golgi membrane.